Molecule: messenger RNA, 824 nt
Organism: Solanum dulcamara
Lineage: Eukaryota; Viridiplantae; Streptophyta; Magnoliopsida; Solanales; Solanaceae
Product: kiwellin-like
Exons: 1
Coding region: 54-695 (213 amino acids)
Source: RefSeq, a predicted model, not a curated record
UCCACCCAUCAGCACUUUCUUAUUACACAUCAAUCAUUACAAAAAUAGCCACAAUGGCCAAUUUAGCCUUUCUUUCACUAAUUUUCACCCUUUUCAUCUCUAAUUCGAACGCCAUUUCCCAAUGUAACGGCCCUUGUAACACCUUGAACGAUUGUGAUGGUCAAUUAAUUUGCAUAAACGGAAAAUGUAACGAUGACCCUAACGUCGGAACCAACAUUUGCAAAAAUAGCCGUCCUUCCGUCCCAUCUCCUACUCCAACCAAUACAUGUGGUCCGUCUGGCACAGUCAAUUGCAACGGUAUACACCCGAUAUACCGUUGCUCGCCACCUGUCACCGACUCAACGCCCGCUCAACUUACCCUCAACGACUUCAGUAGAGGCGGAGACGGGGGUGGUCCAUCAUCAUGUGAUGGGCAAUAUCAUGACAACAACGAAAAAAUAGUGGCAUUGUCCACCGGAUGGUUCGCGGGACGUUCAAGGUGUGGUAAAAUGAUACUUAUUCGCGCUAAUAGUAACGGGAGGACCGUAACGGCUAAAGUGGUUGAUGAAUGUGAUUCUACUAUGGGUUGUGAUGAGGAACAUGCUUUUCAAAGUCCAUGUAAAAAUAACAUAGUGGAUGGUUCCAUUGCUGUGUGGAGUGCUUUAGGGUUGGAUACAAAUUUGGGUAUAGUUCCUGUCACUUGGUCCAUGGUCUAGGUCACGGCCGAGCGAUCGUUACGAAUUCGAUAGAAUUCAAUAACUUUAUUGCUCAAAUUAUAUACCUAUUGAAUAAGAUGUACAUUCAAGUUCCUUAAAAAUAAUAAACUAUGAUAUAAUUCCUAAUUA